Molecule: messenger RNA, 2260 nt
Organism: Caenorhabditis auriculariae
Lineage: Eukaryota; Metazoa; Nematoda; Chromadorea; Rhabditida; Rhabditidae
Source: the annotation of a GenBank genome assembly
AUGACGACACCCAGCCGUAGACGUUUGAUGCGAGACUUCAAGAAACUCCAGGUUUGAUUUUUCGAAGUUUAAAUAUAUUUCCUCCGGCCAUUUUUGAUCGUCCAAAUAGUUUAGUUUUCAAGGAACUUUUGCCUUGAUCAUAAAAUCAAAUUUUUUUAUCCGUGUUUUUUUCUUCUGUGCAUAUAAAGUAAUUUAUUCCUAUUAGAAGAAAUGUAGUGGCUGCUAGUAAGCUUUGUGAAAACGCCAUCAAUUUACAAGUAUUUUUCAGUAUUUCUUUCUUGUAGUAAUUUUCUGUAGUUGUAUGUAAAAAGUGAAAUUUAUACCAAGAGACAGUUUCUCAAUUUAAUUUUUGUUUCUUUUCAGGAGGAUCCACCAGCGGGCGUUUCGGGUGCGCCCACGCAAGAUAACAUUCUAACUUGGGAGGCCAUAAUUUUUGGACCCCAGGAGACGCCUUUCGAAGAUGGAACUUUCAAGGUAAUAUCUAAUUCGAUUUUGUACUCUCUUAUUCGUAAUAAAAAAGACUUUUAUAUUAAUCUCUACAGAAAAUUAGGGAUGUUUUUUUUUUCGAAAAUUGAUUUUUUAAAGCUAUCUCUGGAGUUCACGGAAGAGUAUCCAAACAAGCCGCCAACGGUCAAGUUUAUCUCGAGAAUGUUCCAUCCAAACGUCUACGCCGAUGGAUCCAUUUGCUUGGAUAUUUUACAGGUUUUCAAACAUUUUUAGUUCGUUCUGGACAUGAAGCGUUUCUUGUUUCUUCAAUGUGAUGGCUUUUAUUUUCUAUUUGCACUAUUUAUAUAUUUGUGUUCAUUUUCCGAAUACUUUCUUGACUAUUCUUUUGAUGUUCAAAAAUUUGCUUGUAAAAAAACUUCCAAAAAAACUGUGGUUCAAAAAUAAAAAAAUCAUUAAUUUUUUUCAAUGAGCCCUUUUUUUCGAUUUUUUUCCAUAUCACUGUGAAACUUUAGACUUUUUUUCUUUUUGUUUUUUUCCUGUUUUUUUCCGAGUUUUUUUUGCUUGUUUCUACUUGUUUUUUUAUCAUAAUCUCACUGAAUAGUUUGUUCUAGGGUGUUUUAAUUUACGAAAAAAAUAUUCGUAAACGUUUUUUUCUCGGAAAGGAAAAAUUGAAAAAUUCGCUAUUGGAAAUUUUUUUCUAAUCUCUAUAAUGCUUUCGAAUAACACCACAUUUUUUUGUGAUUCAUAUACACGUAUACUGACCAGUUUUGGUGGUUUUUUUUUGAUGGAACUUGCUUUAAUUUCAAUAGGAAAAAAGAAACUUGAAUCUCCUAAAUAAUAUUUGGUAUUCCGGAAAGGAAAAGUUCGUUUCAGAAUCGGUGGUCGCCAACGUACGACGUGGCGGCUAUUCUGACGUCGAUCCAGUCGCUUCUCGACGAGCCGAACCCCAAUUCUCCCGCGAAUUCGCUCGCCGCACAGUUGUACCAAGAAAAUCGUCGCGAGUACGAGAAACGCGUCUAUCAGAUCGUCGAACAGGUAGAAAUCGCUAAUUAAAUGAAGCUGCAUCGUUUGAAGUCGCACGAGCUCUAGAUCAGCACUGGAAAAGCAUUUACGCUGCGUCACCUUUAUCAUUUUCUUCUAUGCUUCUUCAAACACCCCAAAAAGCUUAUGAAAAUCGAGUUUACAAAACAUUUUACCAGAAGCCAACUUUUAUUUGACCAAAAUCAACGCUCAAAAUAUGAGUGAACAAAUUAACAAUCAGGAAAAAAAGCUAUGAUUAUUUUUUGCGAUUUUGUAUUAGAAAUUUUCGGAUUGUUGACAAUCGGAAAUCAUAUCAAUAUUAUUUUUUCCGCAGUUCAUUUAGUACUUUUAAGCUAGGAGUGAAAUUCUUGAUAAUUUUUUCAAAGGUUUUGACAGUAUAAAAAAUAAAGCUCGUGGUUGUUACGCUUCUUUUCUCGCUUCAGCUUUUAAUUACCUAUACGGGGAAGGGAAAGUUCAAUAUAAAAUAAAACUUUAUAGCAGUUGUUUUCAAUAGAAAAAAUGCGUGAUUGAUAGAAGCGAAAUAAUUUCAACGUGAGUCAAAGAAAGUUUUCUUUAGUUUGGAAGUUGAUGAGUUGCAAAAAUUAUUUGACAUGGCGGUUCCUAAUAUUCUCUACAAGGGUUGACUGUGCAGGCGAAUCAUUGAGCCGAAUGACGUGUUAUCUGUUUGCAGAGCUGGAUGAACUUUGGUGAGAACGAGGGCGACAUGGAGCCGAAGGAAGGAGAAGAGCAAGGCGCCGGAGACGAGCCCGCGGCUCCGAGCGGCUCCAACUGA